UUCAGGGGUAAAAUUGUACGGUGGUUAAAAACUGCCGCUGUGUACACCAGUCGUACGUAGGCGAUCACGCGGUUAACCAGGUCUUCAAUUCCAUGUCGCCGUCUCUCGUCUUGUUUCUUCAAUACGGUCUUCUUUUGAUCAUCGCCUUCGGGAAUGGUGUUUGUGAUGAGCACGAAUACAGACUGACGAAGCAUUUGAUGGAUGGAUAUGACGCCGGUGUACGACCAGCUAAAAAUUCGUCCCAGCCCUUGGUCGUGGUCUUUGGGCUAUCCCUUCAUCACAUUAUUGAUGUUGAUGAAAAGAACCAAAUUCUCACGACGAAUUGUUGGGUUACGCAGGUCUGGACCGACCAUCAUUUGAAAUGGAAUGCUUCGGAAUUUGCUGGAAUUCGAGUAAUCCGUGUUCCCUAUAAUCGUGUCUGGCGACCUGAUACUAUUUUAUACAACAAUGCGGAUCCACAAUAUAGUUCAGCGGUCAUCAAUACAAACGUUAUCGUCAGUCACACAGGCGAAGUGGUCUGGUUAAGUCAUGGCAUUUUUCGCAGCAGUUGCGAUAUAAACGUAGAAUUUUUUCCCUUUGACGAACAACGAUGCGCUCUGAAAUGGGCCUCUUGGACGUAUGACGGAUAUCAACUUGAACUGGAGAGACAGAGCGAGCAGGGGGACGUGAGUAAUUAUCAAGCGAACGGUGAGUUCCAUCUUCUGGAUUUCACUGCCCGUAAAAACGUCGAGUACUACUCCUGCUGUCAAGAACCGUAUCCCGACAUCACUUAUGAGAUUCGCUUACGACGACGUCCGAUGUUCUACGUCUUCAAUCUGAUUCUGCCCUGCAUACUAAUCAACGGUGUCGCCCUGCUGGUUUUCUACGUGCCCUCUGAGUCGGGCGAGAAAGUCACUCUUGGCAUCUCGGCCCUCCUCUCUAUGACGGUCUUUUUGAUGACCAUUCGCGAAACUUUGCCGCCUACAGAGAAGACGCCGUUAAUAAGUCUUUAUUACGGUGUCAGCAUUUGUCUAGUGUCGUUUGCAUCUGGUCUGGCGGUUGUGACAUUGAAUUUGCAUCACCGUGGAGUGCGGGGUAUACGAGUACCGAGUAUCGUGAGAUCGUUGGUCUUAGACAAAUUAGCCAGGAUAGUAUUUCUGAAUUUCGACGAGGAGAAUAGAUCGCAGGAACCGGCGGAACCAUUCCCGAGAAGAAAGAACAAUUGUCCGCUGCACUGUAAAUCCGAAAUACCGGAACAGCACGUAUCUCCCAAAUAUGUAUCGAGGAGGGAUGAUAGUAAUAGCAGCAGUCCCAGUUUAGAUCUCGGAAAGGAAGGCGGCCUUGAGGCGCAGUGGUCUCGGGUCCUGGGAAGAGUGCACGCGACUAUUGAGAGGAAUGAGCGGCGCCUGAUAGAACAGGAUCGCCGAGAAAGGACAGAGUUAGAUUGGAAACAAGUUGCUCUGGUCAGUGAUCGUGCGCUAUUGUGCGUUUUCUUUCUCACAACAAUUGUUAGUACGGCGGUGAUUUUAUGCGGCUCGCCUCCGACUCAGGAUGCAUCUAAAGAUGGGUAAUCCUUGUAUUAUCGAUUCGACUAAUCGACUAAACGGUUGGCGGCCAAAGCUUCUUUUUCAUCCUUGUUGGACUCAAAGAAUAAUUUUAUUCUUUCCAUAUAUACAUUAAAAAAGAUUAAAUAAUUCGUCCGUAGAUUCGUCCGAUAUAAAGAAUAUGUGAGUGUGUUUCUCGUUAUCUGUUUUAUGGUGAGAUAUGUGUAUCCAUGAAUAAGUAGUUUUGAUAGAAACUUCUUCCUCUCUAGAAAGAAAUACUGGCAUUAUAAAAAAUAAAAAUAUUUUUAUUUUUUAUUAUUUAUGGUGUAAUAAUACUCCAACUAGAAGGAAAAUUACUGAUAUAAUUAUAUGAUUGUAAUUAUUAUAAACAAAUUUAAUUGUUUAAUUUCUGAUUAUUUUCCUAAAUGAAGAUUAAUAG
Cataglyphis hispanica is the source of this 1962-nucleotide messenger RNA. RefSeq names its product neuronal acetylcholine receptor subunit alpha-7-like. Gene Ontology annotation, cellular component: synapse; postsynaptic membrane; neuron projection. The transcript is spliced from 9 exons. The record is from RefSeq and is a predicted model, not a curated record. NCBI's taxonomy places the organism in Eukaryota, Metazoa, Arthropoda, Insecta, Hymenoptera, Formicidae. Gene Ontology annotation, biological process: regulation of membrane potential; signal transduction; nervous system process. Bases 93 to 1550 code for a protein of 485 amino acids. Gene Ontology annotation, molecular function: acetylcholine-gated monoatomic cation-selective channel activity; transmembrane signaling receptor activity.